CAAAAAAUGAAUUUUAAUGUCUGGAAUGUUAAAGAGAUGCUCAGCAUCCCCUCAGGCUCUGGGAUCACUAAACCAUCUAACUGGAAUAAUAAUCAGACUGACUGUUCUCUCAGUGAUUCCCAGUUCCUCUUUGGAUCUCAGUUCUGUCCUGAAAAUUCAGAGACUCUGUUACCAUCCUUGGAUGCUGGUGCUUACUUAAGACACCCCAAACAGACACAGCAGAAUUCUGUGGAUAGUGAACCUAGUAUUUUCAUAAAAUACCAGGCAAAGCCCCAAUUGCUUGGAGGCGAUACAAAAGAUGAAGGCUUAUUUUCUCUUCCUUUGCCGGUUGGGAAAUCAAAAGGACUCUCAAAACAGUUUGAGGAGAAAAAACGAAGGGCAUCGGACCAAUCUGACAGUGAGACCCUGCACAGCUUUGUUUCUCAAUUUCCAGAAGUUAUUAACAAGUUGCAGACAUCUGUGGAAAAGACUGAGGCACAUCUCAGCUCUAGAAGCCAGUCUAUUUUAGAUUCUGUGGAGACCAUAGCCAAGACUUUUCAAGAGACUGCACGGGUCCAGCACGACCUGAUGGUUGAGUCAGUGAGAGACAAAGGCAGCGUGGAGCAGGCCAUCCUUGAGCUCCAGCGGACAUGUGCAGCUAGACAAGCGGAAUUGAUGGAGAUGAACUCCACCCUGAAGAACCUUGAAGUUUUAGUUGUGGAGCAGACUAAGAACCUGCAGCAGUUCUGUGACAACCUGAGCCAGCUCAUUGUGCCCGCUAUCCUAGAAGAGCUGAAACAACUCACCUCUGUGCCUCAGGUGGCUGGGCGUCUGAAAGACAGCACCUCUCAGACCUCACCAUCUCUGACCCAGAGCCUCCAUUUUACCGGGCAGGAAAAGUAUCCCUCUGAGGAGCCAGCUACUUGGCAGGCCCAGGAGGCUCCUGCAGGAAAUCCCAGUACGAGUUCCCAGAGGCCUGGGGAGUGUGGUGUCUGGGAUGAAGGAGCAGAGAGUGAUGUUUUUCAAAAGACUGCAUUGCCAACAGAUGGGCUCCAUAGAGGCGAUGGGCAUGUAAAGAACAAGACCAUGCGGACUUACUGCAAGAACUGGGUUAUGACCACCAGAAGCCUCAGUAGCCACUUCUCUAACCUCCCAAGCCAGAAGGCUGCCAAUGACCAAGGUCUGACUGCCCAAGGAGCUUCACAGCGGGACUUAAGUAAGUUUGAAGCCAGAGUGAAGAAUGCCUGCCCCGAAUAUGGGCCCCAAAGCAUGUGUUCUUUUGACUCACUUGAACAGUCAGCAACUGAACAGAAAGGCAGGCCCUGCAGAAAAAGGAGGAGAGGCAAGAAGCAACAACCCAGGAGAUCAAAGAGAGGCGGGCUUCUAGAUAGGAAGCAAGAACAGACCUCAAAGAAGGCCUGUGCUUUCAUAGCUAGGCAUCACUGCCCCCAGUCUCCAGUUUGUAAUCCACAGGGGCCCCUCAUCUGUUGGCUGACUCCGAGAAGUUCCACAAAAUCAGCCUGUCACAUUUUGGGAGGAACAGGAGAGACCAGUCAGACAGCAAGGGCAGCACAAGGGAACCUCUUGCAGCAUUCCCAGCGCUCUUCCACAGACAGCAGCUCCCAGGGAGACCAGCAGAUAAAUUGGUUCAGUGACCUCAGCCUUGAAAACCUAGAGCCGCCUCUGUGUAAGAAGGGAGGGACAAAUUUGCUCUGUGACCCAGAUUUUGAUAGCAGUGAUGAUAAUUUCUAACCUGCCAACAGUGACUUUAGCUGAUGGCUUGUUAUCUCAGAACGACAAACUGUAGGACAUUGGAUUGAGCAACAGCACACAGCAUCUGAAGCUGGUUUAUCCAGCCUCAGAAUCAGAGGCUUGACUGACUGUGACCAGUAGGAGGAAGGGGAGAAUCCCAUACUCUCAGUAUCAGUCGCUGCUCACAACGGGAAGUUACGGGGAAGCAAUGUGUGGAGACAGUGAAGAGAGCUCAGGGAGUAACCUGUGGUGAGGCAUCAGAAAGUGGCUGCAUGUCCUUGGUGAAAAGGGCAUUGACUUCCUUAUGGAAUACGAUUUAGAAGAACUCUCAGAAACUUUGAGACUAUGUGAGUAGCUCUCAAGACGUUCCCUGCACCUGACUGGUACCUUUCUUAGCCUCAGCUUUGUCUUUUCCCUGAGAGGACAUGUUACAGGGUACACUAUUAGACAGAGGUUUAUUAUGCAGCCUUGGCUGGCUGUGAAUUUAUAAUUCUUCUAUCUCAGCCUUCAGAAUGUUGGUACUAUAAACAUGUCUCGAUUCUCAACCGUAAAUGAGACUACUUAAGAACAGAGUGUUAAUCCUGGUGCUGGUGAUGCACAUCUUGAAUGUGCA
Mus caroli (Ryukyu mouse) is the source of this 2344-nucleotide messenger RNA. It is a transcript of the gene Iho1, whose product is annotated as interactor of HORMAD1 1. Gene Ontology annotation, cellular component: condensed nuclear chromosome. The record is from RefSeq and is a predicted model, not a curated record. Gene Ontology annotation, biological process: homologous chromosome pairing at meiosis; DNA recombination; meiotic DNA double-strand break formation. NCBI's taxonomy places the organism in Eukaryota, Metazoa, Chordata, Mammalia, Rodentia, Muridae.